UCUUGCAUAAUGUGGUGAAACAGCUAAUAUUACAUUUCGCCAUCUGACCCAUUUACACAAGAUUACGGUUUCAGUCCUAGUUAGAUCUGUCCUGGUCUCCGAACAGUUGCAUGUAUCAUAUCUCUGUGACUAAAUUAAACCUCAGCGUGUAUUUCAGGUCGUCCUCUUCUUUGUUCUGAUCAGUGACUGAAGGCUGCCCUCUGCAGGACAAACGCGUACCGCCAUCUUUGUUCGAGUUUGAACGCGACACUGGCAUUUUAUUAUUAUUUUUUUUAAUUGAAUUGUAAAUUUGAACGAGACGUGGGCGUCUUACCUUUUUAAUUAAACUGUACGUUUACGUUUAAUUUAAAACACAGAAACCGCGCGGUUCUAGAACAGUUAACAUCAGUAUUUUGAAAUCUGACGAGGAAGGGGACUUUUAUUUUGAAGUGUGGCUCGGACCCGGAAAUGUAAAUCAGAGGAAUAAAAACAUACAUGACCAGCGAUUCAGUCUCAGAAAUGUGUAUAAAAUGAGUUACUUUGUGUUCGUGCGUUUUAUCACGCGAGUACACAAAGAAUAGUUAUUGUAUAUUUAAUAGCCUAGCGAUAUUUUAAGUGUUUAAUGCAGUUUUUCGUUAUAAGACUCGUGAUGUUUAAAAACAUGUUUAAAUCAGGCUGUUUAGUGAGAACUGCUCAUGUUAUUCUGACCUGGCUCACCACUUUAGUCCUGUUUCUACAUAACACAGAUCUCCGCAGGUGUCAGGAGAGAGGAGAUCUGGUGCAGCCUGUGGCGUUCUUCUCUGUGGUCCUGCUCUCUGUUCUGCUGUACUUCGCCGUGUCUCUGAUGGAUCCUGGGUUCGUUCUGUCUGACAGCGACUCGAAGGGAACGUCAUUGGACGGCAAUGAAGAACUGGAGCAGAUGAUUCCUGAAGAUCACAGCUCGUUAAAACAGCGACGCUGCGGCUACUGCUUUUUACUGCAACCGAUGAGGGCCAAGCACUGUAAAGCGUGCAAGCGCUGCGUGAGGCGUUUUGACCAUCACUGUCCCUGGAUAGACAACUGUGUCGGCGAGAGGAAUCACAAAUGGUUCCUGCUCUACCUCUGUGUGCAGUUUGUUGCUGUAUCUUGGGGUUUGCAGGCUUCAUGGUCCGGUGUGGUGUCUGCCCCGUCCUGGAAGCAGUGGCUGUCUCAGAACGGACUGGUGCUCGGGGCGCUGGCGUUGACGGCCGUCUUCUCGCCGGUCGUCCUGCUGCUGCUGUGCAUUCACCUGUACCUGGCCUCGGUGAACAGCACCACCUGGGAGUUCAUGUCACGCCGGCGCAUCGUUUACCUCAAGCGCUGCGACUCGGAGGAGAACCCCUUCGACAGAGGGGUCGUCUGCAAUCUGUGGCGCUUCUGCUGCGUCUGCGGGACGGUGGCAUGGGAGAGGAUCUACAGCAGACACACACACACCGCUGUAUGACUUCACACCCAGCAUUAAAGUAAACCUGCAGGGAACCACAGUAUCUACCUGAUAAAUGAACGAAGCCAUCAAUCAUCCCGUGCCACAAUUACUGGGUGUCAAGAGAAGGAUGUUUUCAGUCUGUUUUCUACUCGUUUGUUGCAUAAUGUGCAUCUGUUCAUGUAACGAGGGACGUUUUGUAAAGUUUGCAAGGUUUUCGAAUAACUUUUGUAUCGGUUCGAGUUAUUUUUACACGUGACCAAAUAAACUUUUGCACACAGUG
Molecule: messenger RNA, 1703 nt
Organism: Puntigrus tetrazona (Sumatra barb)
Lineage: Eukaryota; Metazoa; Chordata; Actinopteri; Cypriniformes; Cyprinidae
Gene: zdhhc12a
Product: zinc finger DHHC-type palmitoyltransferase 12a
Exons: 6
Coding region: 602-1441 (279 amino acids)
Biological process (GO): protein targeting to membrane; peptidyl-L-cysteine S-palmitoylation
Cellular component (GO): endoplasmic reticulum; Golgi apparatus
Molecular function (GO): protein-cysteine S-palmitoyltransferase activity
Source: RefSeq, a predicted model, not a curated record